AUGCCUCUGAAUUGCAACAUCAAAAGAGUUGAGGAGCUGAUCAGUGGAUAUAGAUGGAGAAAACCACUAGUAUUUAGGACCUUUAACCGCAAGGAUGCAGAGGAAAUUCUGGAGAUUCCUAUUAGCAUCUCAGGAAAGGAUGAUAGCAAUUACUGGGUACAUAGUGCUAAUGGCAUAUACACGGUCAACUCAAGAUACAAGGUACUAUGUAGAGGAACAACUCAACAAAAAGGAAGAAGAGAGAAUGAGGCAGAAACUAGUAUAGCAAGUUCCUAUGAAAAGCAAUGGAAGUGGAUGUGGAGGCUGAACAUUAAGAGCAAGAUAAAACAUUUCAUUUGGAAGUGCCUACAUGGCCUGCUACCAGUUAAUGGCCUGGUGUUUAAAAGAACACACAAGGGUGAUCCAAUCUGUGAUGGUUGUGGAGAACAGGAAGAGUCAAUUGAACACAUGAUAGAUGGAAGGGAGCAUAUAGAGCUCACAAUGAACAUUCUCUGGCAGCUCUGGAAAAGGAGAAAUGAAUGGAAGUUCAAUGCCAAACAAAGGCACCCUUGGCAAACAGUCCAAAAUGCUCAACAGGAAUGGCAAGAACAAGCAACUGACCAGAGCAAGCAGAAAAUGACCCUUGAGGAUGCUGAAAGAGAUGAAGUGGAAGUAGAUCCAGAGGAGGCAGGAAGGAAUGAAAGUCAGAUCAGAAUAUCAACUAAAGUGCAAGAACAAUCCAACAGAGUUGGCAUGGGGUUUAUCGCAUCUAAUUUCAACAAUCAGUUGGUGGCUGCAUGGGCACUUAUUGAUAAGAAAAUAGGGAAUCAGAUGCAGUCUACUGCAGAAGCUGUGAAAAUGGCCAUCAUAAAGGCUAGACAACAGCAAUGGAAGGAAAUUAUAGUCCACAUCCCCAACUCCCAGCUACUGAAGAUGAUAACGGAAAGGAUGGAUAAGGACAUCAAAAUGGCUACUGUGAUAGAUGAUAUUAACGACCUCAGGUCCUUAUUUUAG
Messenger RNA from Coffea eugenioides, 993 nucleotides. RefSeq lists its product as uncharacterized. Gene Ontology annotation, molecular function: RNA-DNA hybrid ribonuclease activity; nucleic acid binding. NCBI's taxonomy places the organism in Eukaryota, Viridiplantae, Streptophyta, Magnoliopsida, Gentianales, Rubiaceae. The transcript is spliced from 2 exons. Bases 1 to 993 code for a protein of 330 amino acids. The record is from RefSeq and is a predicted model, not a curated record.